This is a messenger RNA of Neospora caninum, 2133 nucleotides long. RefSeq lists its product as hypothetical. The coding region runs from base 1 to 2133 and encodes 710 amino acids. Gene Ontology annotation, molecular function: protein binding. The record is from RefSeq and is a predicted model, not a curated record. The transcript is spliced from 10 exons. NCBI's taxonomy places the organism in Eukaryota, Apicomplexa, Conoidasida, Eucoccidiorida, Sarcocystidae.
AUGGCGGUCGUUGGAAAAGGGUCUGACUUGGUGCUUGGAGUCGAGCUGGGUUCGCAGAUGAGUGUUGUCGCUACAGGCACUCGCGACGAUGCAGCUAGAGCAGUGAAUGAGGGAGGCUUGGGCAAGUUGAUUGCUCGCCGUUUUGUACCAACAUCGAUUGCGUAUGCGGGCAAAGUCCGCUUAUUUGGUGAGGAAGCGGAAGCGAGGGUCAAUGAGGAACCGCGGGAUACCAUUAUGGAGUUGCCGUUGUGGAUAUCCGUACACACAGUGGACCAAGUUAAAGCACUGGAAGCUCGUCUAUCUUCUUGCCCAGCUGUCGAAGUUGGUGUACUCAGUAAUGGAGAGCUGCUGUUUCACGUCGACUUCGACAACCAGAAGCUCAAAAUCCCCGUGCCAGUAGCUGUUGGAGCGUUCGUAGGUCGACUGUACACUACAGGAAUGCAUCAAGGUGGUGGUUGCGCCAAGGAACAAAAUUUGUCCGGAUACGACUUCUUGCGCCAUAUGCAACACCAUCCGCGUGUACCCCACACUGGAGUGCUAGUCGUGCCAUCUUCGGUUACAGAGAAAGACUUGGGGAUCCUGACUGCAGCUCAGGGCGUGGCGAACGUGCCGUCGCAAAUGCUGUCAAGAAUGUCAGCGCUAAUCAACUGGUGGUGUUGCGAGAAACUCCCAGCAGAAUACAACUCUCUCAUGCAGCUACAGCGUGCAACGGGAGCAUCUGUGAAGGAAAAGGGAGUGGUCCACGUUGCAUUGUUGGAUGUUGGCUUCUCCGAAAUCUCAAUGGCAGUGAUGGAGCUCAGAAAGACAAGCAGCGAACAAGACACUUCCGUUGUGAGGCAGCCCCAGAAACAGGUCUCGGUGAAAGUUCUCUGGAGCGCAGCAGCUGGAGACAUAGGCAUCUUGGACGCUGUCAACGUUCUCGCCAAACACGUGAGGCAUCACAUCAAGGAGAAGUUCCACGAAGACGUCCGGACCAAAACGGCCCGUUAUUGGCGAAUAUGUCAAGCGGCCAAGUUGAAGACCUUCAUGGAGGAGACUCUAAGCAAAGCAGGGGUAACCGGAGCGAACGUUGCCGCUGCCGAUGUACUCAAUUCCUUAGCUAGAACUGCCUGGAUCCAUUCGACAAUCGCCGAUGCAGUGCAUUGUGACAGCAGAAGCGGUAAACCAGGGAAGAUUCGCUGGGUGGAGGACGGAGGAGCUGGAGCUGUCUUGGGAGCGGUGUAUUGGGCAGCUGACAAGAAAUAUGUGGACAACUUGGUCGACAGGAACCCUCCGUAUCCGGAAGAUCAGCUUCUCAGGAUGACUGCAUUGGAGACUGACAUCCGGAAGAUCGAGCGGGGCGAACUGGAAAGGCGAUUCCUUCUUGCCCAUCUCGAGUCGUAUGCUUUUGAGAUGCACCGAGCAGCAACGACAAAAGAUAACUUAGUGCGUAAUGCAGAGCAGUUGACGAAAGUAAUAAAAGAGACCGAGACAUCAGCGGGUGCAUUGCAGGAGGCACCACUGGAGAAGGUGAAGCAGGCAUACGAGACUUUCCGUUCGUACUUAAUGAAUUCCGAACCGAGACUUUUUGAAGCGGUUGAGGACGAAAGAGCCACAAGACUGGGUCAAGCGAAAGGAAUUGAUCCCAGAAAAGCAAUGGAUAUCGUGGUUCGCCAGCUUGGCCAGGAGAGCAACUCAAAGCUACCCAAUACGAUAUUGCUGAAGCGAGCGAAGAGAGACACCGAAGAAGCCUCUGAGUUACUCGCUGGUGGCCAAACGGAUCUGGCGGUGUAUCUGGCUAAUCAGAGCCUGGGAUACCUGUCCAAUAUGGACACAGCAACUGCGCGCGACACAGACAGAAGGGCAGUAACCGAGCUCCAGCUUCAGAACUAUCUUCAGCUGUCCAAGGCCCAGACAAAAGAAGCCGUUGAGGAUCGAGCAAUCGACUAUCGUUCUCGUCUGCUGACACAGGCACUCGACAACUGUAACAGAGCUCUAGCUAUCGACUCAAAGAAUGCCGACGCUCUAUUCCAACGGAGCAUCACGUACAUGACGUUGAAUGACUUCAGUAGGGCAAAGGCGGAUGUCGAAGCAGGUCUAGCGAUCGUACCGGGUAGUGAGGCAGGCAGAGCGGUAAGGAAGGCAUUAAAAUAG